GAGGAGGAGCUAAAGCUGUUUUAAAGUUGAGUCGCUGAUUCUUCAUGUGGCUGAAAGACGAGUGUUGGAAUUGAGAUAGACACUGUAAAGUUUGACAUGAUGUUCGUCCACUUUUGUAAAAGUUAAGUCUACUGGCCGUUUUCCUCCCUGACGAGUGCUGCUGUCAGACAAGACAGGAUAACGACAUAUUAACCAACAACUUAACGGCAUCGAGUCAACUUACCGAGGAGAGACGGGAAGCGAUUCAACAGUUUAAAGAUGAUCAAGAAGGGCCAGAAGCGUAAACACCUACCAGAGGAUGUGGAGGUUUCAGACCGGAGCAGCCCAAUCUGGGAGAGCCAGCGCCAGUUUGUGUUUUCAGUUUCACUGAGCAAGUAUCAGUGUGAGCUGAAGCUUCGUGAGCCCAGCCUGCGACGGUCCGUUCUGAUAUUCAACACACUGCGGCAGUCCAGCCUGGAGGCUUGUAGGGUGCCCUCUGUAGCCAUGGAGGUGUCACAACCACCUUGUAGCUCCUCGUCUGUACCACAGGAGAGUAUUUUCAUUGCAGCAAAACACCACUCUGCAGUGAUGUGUGCUAACAGCCACUCAGCUCUUGCUGGCUGCCCUCUGGUUUCUUUAAGUAACUUGUCAAAUUGUGCUGCAAGUAGGUCUCCAGCAAAUGAUCACUCAAGUACAUCAAAUGUCCCUCUGUUGAUAAAAGACGAAGAUGAAGACUGGGGAUCGAUGUCCAUGGAUUCUGAUUUCUCCCUUUCAGCUGCCAUCUCCUCCAUUCUCACUGCACUGGACUCUACCAUUGACGGGAGCCCGCAGGCAGCUCCAAGGACACCUCUCAGGUCUUUAGAGAACCUGUCGGGGCCCUCGGGGGGAGGUGAGGCAUGUGUCAAACAGGGAGUCAGAGGUUAUGGGGGAAGCUGGGAGCAGCAGGAUGAUUGGAGGGUGUGGGACAGCAGCAUGGAGGUGAUGGGGUCCAGCUACCUCAGUGAUCUCACUGUGGAGGAUCUGUUCCAGGAUAUAGACACAUCCCUGCUGGAGAGGGACAUGGGAAUGCUAGGACUCAGAGGUAGUGGAGGUGGAUACCCAACUGUGGAUGACCUUUUAAGGUAUUUGAUGUCUAAGACAGGAAAUACUCCAUAGGUGGGCUAGCAUAAGGAGUAGCUGUGAUGCAUCUGGCAGCUUUUGUGCAACAUGGAAGAUAUUCCCUGGAAAAAAGGGAGGUCAAGACCCAGUGAAUACUAUAUAGGCAGUAAGCCAGUCAAGGCUAUUUCUUAAUGUUUAAGCAAUGAGUCAGCACAUAAUGACCUGCUGAAAUGCAUUUUACUACAGUUUCCAGUGUGACUCAGCUAACCGUAACUUGGGAAGGGAGGUGUGUGAUUAGAAAACAAGAUUUAUUCAGCAAAUGAGAAGUGGCCAGCAGGUAAACACUGUUGGUGGCAAGCUCUGAGAGAAUGUGAUUUAGCUGGCGUUUGAAAAACAACAGUUGAAACACUAAUAUUAUAGGUCAAACUUCUGUGAAGAAAUCUUUUGACCUCAUAUUUAUCAAGAUGAGUCAGGAUUUCAAGUAGCCGUAGCAUUCAGGGAAAUGCUUUGCUAGUCAGAAUAAGAACUGUUAUUUUGCUUCGUUAAAAAAAAGGAAAAGAAAUUAAGUGUGUAUAAUUGUCAAAGGCUUUUAUUUUAUACCCAUCCAUCAUCAGUUAUAUUUCAGUAACCAGUAGUUCGGAGCACAGUAUAUUUAAAUUUCAUUAAUGUAUCCUGUAUCAGCUUCAAAGACAGUGACUCCUUCAAUAUUGCUCAGUGAAAAAAAUGCUUGAUGCUACUCAACCAGCUGACUGUUAAACCAUGUCCCAUUUUUGCGCCAAAAAGUGUGAAACUAAAAUAGUUUUAAAUGUUUUCUCUCUGACACGUGGUUCUACCUACACUGUCCAGCAACUCAAAAAAAAUGUAUAUAUUUGUGUUUAAACUGAAUUUUAUUCAAAGAGCCUUUACAGUACUAUGAUAAUAUACAACACAUCCUCAUGGCCACUGUUGGUCUGUUACAAUGGCUAAAGUCACAACCAUGACACAACAGCCUCAGUAGUACAGAUGUGAUAUUAUUGAUCAGUCCUGGUGUUAAGCCUCAUUCUGUGAGCCACAUUGGCUGAUGGGAGUCUGGAUGGUGCUGACCUAAACCCUGUGAACAGUUGUUCACAAAUCAGUAGGUCACUUUUUGCUUGUUAUAGUGGGGUCCACAUGUUUUGUCUGCAUCUGAAUUUUUUUGCACUUUUGUUAAUAAUAUACAUUUCUAAGUCAUGUGAGCAUGUGGUGUUCUGUUCUGUAUUUAUUAAGCAGUGGUAAUAUUACAGGUGAGAUUUGGCCAAAUUUUUCCGUUAAAACCCAUGAAGUGGAGUCUGAUUACAUGUUCUUGUAAUGUAUUGUCUAACAGAAAAACACAUAAGGAAAGGUGUGUUAACUGUAAUUUGACCUGUUAUAUUUGUGCAUCCAGCAUUUAACCCAACGCUGCUGAAAUGUGUGACAGGAGAAACGCAGAGAUGAAUUGAGGAAGCACAUGUUGCCUGUUUGUCAGGUUUUUGAACUUGCUUUCUAUGCAAAGGUCCUUUUGUGAAUAGCCAGGCUGCAGUCUAACUAUUUAUAAAUGGCAUGU
This is a messenger RNA of Plectropomus leopardus (leopard coralgrouper), 2638 nucleotides long. The record is from RefSeq and is a predicted model, not a curated record. NCBI's taxonomy places the organism in Eukaryota, Metazoa, Chordata, Actinopteri, Perciformes, Serranidae.